AUGGGCAUCACACAAGUUUUCCGAAAGACACAAGAGCCUAUGUUGGAUAAGCACAACGAGGCCCAAGCCACCGCAACAUCAGAGCAAGAGGCUGCACGACCUGGAGCAGGAACGAUGAGUCCUGAGCAGUGGCUGUUCUACACUCAGCUCAGUCAGCAUCUCAAUAGCGGCGCAACAAGUCCUGCCAGCACAACUCACUCGGGAGGUUGGGGCUAUGUUGCUCCGGACCAUUCACAAGGUUUAGUGCAGUAUCACGCAAAGCAUUCCAGUUACCGCACAUACGAGAGCACCCAAGCUUUCGAGCGAGAUGACUUGCCACUCGCCGUCGUCAGAACUCAAUUGACAUCCGGUUCCGUCCCAGUCAACACCCCCACAUACAAAUCCGGACCCAAGAUUCGGAGGUCGUCUUCCAGCGCGACCCACAUCUCAAGGUCCAGUAGUAUUGGAACGGUAGUGAGGCAAUCGUCCUACACGCUACCUUCGAUAUCUGAAGUCGUCGACAAUAGUUUCAGCCACUUCAUGAAUAACGUACCCAAAGCACAAUCACUUCUUCCAGCUGCGCCAAUUGUGAGGGCAAAGACUCUCCCGAAGAACAGUAGGACCUCUUCCUUCGGCUUCCAAACUGGAGACUUCAGGAUGCCCGGUGACAAAGGCAAACAACCGAUGGUCGCGGUGCGCUCCGUAGCAUCGCCCCAAGAAGAGAAUGACAUCCACAUGUCCACCCUGGCCCGUCCUACACCUUCACAGCUGGGCAUAGUCAACUACUCCACGCCUCACGCAGCCAACCAAACACCAAACGGUAUAUCGUUCUCAAGACACCUCCCGGUUACUGAACCGACUUUCAACCCUGCUCGCUACACCAAUAGCAGACCUGCUGCUGGAAAUCAGCCAACUACUUGCCUCAUCGACUUUGUUCAAGGAGCUCCAAUUCCACAAGAGUGUCCCAACGAGCCAGAUGUCCUGCAGCAACAAGAUACAGAGUCAUCAAGACUCGCAUCGCGGAACAAGAACCAAUGUAUUCUACUGCGACUCUUGAGGAGAUUGAAACUCUUCAGGGACAGGAUCGAGCCCGAAAGUAAGAGGAGGGAGCGAGUUGCCGAAGAGCACAUGCUAGAGGCCAGACAGAGCUACAUGGACGAGAUGUCUGAUGCGACUGAUCGAAGGACUCUGACAAGGCAGGUGGUCAGGAUUGAGGCUGGAAAGAAGUGA
Molecule: messenger RNA, 1209 nt
Organism: Cercospora beticola
Lineage: Eukaryota; Fungi; Ascomycota; Dothideomycetes; Mycosphaerellales; Mycosphaerellaceae
Source: RefSeq, a predicted model, not a curated record